This is a messenger RNA of Pelodiscus sinensis (Chinese soft-shelled turtle), 6944 nucleotides long. The record is from RefSeq and is a predicted model, not a curated record. Lineage: Eukaryota; Metazoa; Chordata; Testudines; Trionychidae.
AUGGAGUUGCACGGCACGCGGCUGUUGACGCUAGAGGGGAGAGUGGGCCUGGCGGAGAACAAGCUGGUUGGCUGUGAGAGGACUGUGGUGGAGUUUGGGAACCAGCUGGAGAGCAAGUGGGCCGUGCUGGGGACGCUGAUCCGGGAGUACGGGCUGCUGCAGCGGCGGCUGGAGAACAUGGAGAACCUGCUGAAGAACAAAGAUGUCUGGAUCCUAAAACUCCCCCCAGGUGCCCAGGGCGAAGUCCCCAAGGUCCCUGUGAAGUUCGACGAGGUCUCGGGCUGUUUCUCCGGGCAGGAGUGGGGGGUUUUGGAGCAACGGCAGGAGGAGCUUCACAGGAACACAGAGAGGAGCCACUAUGAGACGUUGAUCUCGCUGGACCAUGCUGCUUCCACGCCUGAUGCUCAGUCCUGGAUCGAAGCCCGGGAGGAGCCUCGUGUCCAGGGAGGGCAGGGCUCUCCAAAGAGAGAAACCCCGACGGCGCCCAGCACAGGGUCUCCCUCUUCUCCUUCCCAGGAGAGCACCUGGAUUAAACAAGAGGAGACGCCCUGUGUGGAGAGCCAGGGGGGCCUGGAGGAGAGAGACUUCCCUCCAGCUCUCAGCCAGGAGGCGCAGCCGGGAGAGGGGCCGUAUAUAUGCAGUGACUGCGGGGCUAGCUUUGUCUGCCAGCAGCUGUUCACAGCGCACCAGAGGAUCCACGCAGCCCAGGGAGCCAGUGGAGAAGGCCUCGCUCAGAAAUCCAACCUCCUGCCUCCCCAGAGAAGCCAGGCCCUGGCAGACACAAAGCCCUGUGGGUCCCCUGAGGGCGAGAGGAGCGUCAGCGCCAACGCCAGCCUUCUCAAGCAGCAGCCCGGCCAUGGCGAGAGGCCGUACGUCUGCGCGAGGUGCAGGAAGAGCUUCCGGCUGAAAAUCAGCCUCCUCGUCCACCAGCGGCUCCACACGGAGCCGGGCGAGGGCGGGCUGCUUUGCACGGCCUGCGGGAAGAGCUUCAGCCACCCCCCCCAGCUGGCCCGGCACCAGCGCAGCCACACGGGAGAGCGGCCCUACCCAUGCCCCGCCUGUGAGAAGCGCUUCACGGAGAAGUCCAAGCUCACCAACCACUUCCGCACACACACCGGGGAGAGGCCCUACGCCUGCGCCCAGUGCGGCAAGCGCUUCGUCCGCAAGCACCACCUGCUGAAGCACCAGCGCGUGCACACGGGCGAGCGGCCCUACCCGUGCCCCGAGUGCGGGAAGCGCUUCACCCAGAAGAAGCGCUUCACGGAGAAGUCCCAGCUCACCAACCACUUCCGCACGCACACCGGGGAGCGGCCUUACGCCUGCGCCCAGUGCGGGAAGCGCUUCGUCCGCAAGCACCACCUGCUGAAGCACCAGCGCGUGCACACGGGCGAGCGGCCCUACCCGUGCCCCGAGUGCGGGAAGCGCUUCACCCAGAAGUACUACCUGGCCGAGCACCGGCGGCUGCACACAGGCGAAAAGCGCUUCGUCCGCAAGCACCACCUGCUGAAGCACCAGCGCGUGCACACGGGCGAGCGGCCCUACCCGUGCCCCGAGUGCGGGAAGCGCUUCACCCAGAAGUACUACCUGGCCGAGCACCGGCGGCUGCACACAAACCCCUUUGUACACAAGGGCGACAAGGUUGGUGAGGCUCUUGAAUGGGACAUGGAGUCUCAGGAUCUGUCACUCGAACAGCCCCUUGCUGUCCCUGAACCAACUUCUCUGGAAGAAACGGAUCUUCAGGCGGCGGAAAUUUCCCUUACAGUAGUGGCUGAAAUCCAAGCUGUGGACAGGAAGGUUGAGGUGCAGGCAGCACAACUCAUGAAUCUGGAGGGAAGAAUGAGGAUGGCAGAAACAAAACUAGUGGGUUGUGAGAAGACAGCAGUCGAGUUUGGGAACCAGCUGGAGAGCAAAUGGACUGCGCUGGGAACUCUGAUCCAAGAGUAUGGGCAACUGCAGCGGCGGCUGGAGAACAUGGAAAACCUGCUGAAGAACAGGAACUUCUGGAUCCUUAGACUCCCCCCUGGCGCUAAUGGAGAAGUCCCCAAGGUCCCGGUGACUUUCAACAACGCCUCGUUUAAUUUCUCUGAGCAGGAGUGGAAGAGCUUGGACGAAUGGCAGAAGGAGCUUUACAGGCACAUCAUGAAGGGCAACUACGAGGCUGUGAUCUCUCUGGAUGCUGCCAUUUCCAAACCCGACCUUCUGUCCCGGAUUGAACGAGGGGAAGCACCCGGUGUAGGAAAUCAGGGUGACUCUGAGAGCAGACAAAUCCCUGAAGACCCCAGCCUGGAAUCUCCCGGUUCUACUGCCAGCGAGAGCAUGUGGAUUAAACAUGAGGAGUUGCCUGUGGCAAAUCAGGGAGUGUCUGAAGUUGGCGGGAUCCCCACCGACCCUGGCACAUACGAGCAACAGCAGUGCGGGGAGGAAGGCCCUGCAAACCUAGAUCUUCCCAGCCUGUUACCAGGAGACUGGGAAGAGCUUUUCACCAGUCCUGAGGAGGAAUUGACCCAGGAGAGCCAGGCCAGCUCAGCGAUGCCACAGAGAAGCCCUCCCGGGAGUGGGCUGCGGCGAUCUGCUCGCCGAGGAAGAGAUUUAACGAAAAAUGUCUCUGAGGAAGCGCACACAGCAGAGGGGCCGUACAUAUGCUGCGAGUGCGGGGAAAGCUUUGUAGACAAACAGCUUUUUGCCACACAUCAGAGAAUCCAUGCAUCAGGGGGAGCCUGCACUUCCCUGGAGCAUGGAGAAAACAUGAGACAGAAACCCAAAGUCUCAACGCCUCCUAGACCCCCGGCGCCAGUCCGUUCAAAACCCUCCAAGCGCCCUGAGCCGGAGAAAAGCUCCAAUGUCAAAUAUGGCUUUGUAAAACACCAGGCAAACCAUAUGGUGGAGAGGCCAUAUACAUGCACUCAGUGCAGGGAGAGCUUUAGUUUGGAGGUGAGUCUUAUCUUACACCAGAAACUUCACACGGGGAAGGGAGACGGGCCCCUGACAUGUACGUAUUGCGGCAAGGACUUCCGGGACCUCUCCAAAGCUAUCCGGCAUCAACGGAUCCACACAGGAGAGCGCCCGUAUCAGUGCACAGAGUGUGGGAAAAGCUUCAUCCGCAGGGAUCAUCUCCUGAAGCACUGGCGGGUGCACACAGGGGAGACGCCGUAUCAGUGCCCCGUCUGCGGGAAGAACUUCCGAUACAAGGAGUCACUGAACUGCCACCAGAAAAUUCACACUCGGAGCCCCCGGCCUAUGGAGGGCUCAGGGCAGCUGGAGAUGGGAACCCAGACUGCCAUCCUCAAUGCUCUAGAAUGGGACAGUCACAGGGGGCCCCAGCCUCGUGCUCUCCCGUGCCGAGCGUCCGGGAGAGAGACCCAGCUGCAGGCAGAGGAGAUCUCCCUGACGCUGGGGGCUGCCAUCCAAGCCACGGAGAGGAAAGUGGACGCUCAUGCCAUCCGGCUGUUGAAUCUGGAAGGGAGAAUGGGGACGGCCGAGAAAAAGCUGAUAGGGUGUGAGAGGACCGUGGUGGAGUUUGGGAACCAGCUGGAGAGCAAGUGGGCCGUGCUGGAGACGCUGAUCCAGGAGUACGGGCUGCUGCAGCGACGGCUGGAGAACAUGGAGAACCUGCUGAAGAACAGGAACUUCUGGAUCCUGAGGCUGCCCCCAGGUACCAAGGGGGAGGCACCCCAGGUCCCGGUGCCCUGUGAUGACGUCUCAGGCUGUUUCCCCGAGCGGGCGUGGGAGAGCUUGGCAGAGUGGCAGAAGGAGCUGUACAAGAACGCGGUGAAGGGGAACUACGAGGCCCUCAUCUCGCUGGUGGAGAGCGAGGUGGUGGUCAAAGUGGAGCUGGAGAACCCCGAGGAGGAGCCGGAGCACUUAGAGCUCCAAAGGACGUUGCCGGAAUUGGAGGUUUUCCAGGGUCCGGAGCUGGGAACGGCCCAGGAGGAAGCCCCGUGCAGCCCGGUGGGGGAGCCAGCAGCCCUGGCUGGAAACGACCUGGAGGACCCCUCUCUGCACGUGACGGACUUCCCGGAGCUCAAGCCGCUGCUGAUCCCCCUGCAGACCCGGCCGCCCGCCCCGGGCCAGGCGGGCAGCAAACCCUACCAGUGCUCCGAGUGCGAGCGCAGCUUCUACCACCGCUCCAGCCUGCGGAAGCACCACCUGUCGCACACCGGGGAGCGGCCCUACGCCUGCCCCGAGUGCCGCAAGAGCUUCAAGCAGAAGGUGAGCCUGGUGCUGCACCAGCGGGUGCACGCGGGGCCCAGCGAGGGCUCCUUCAUCUGCACCCAGUGCGGCAAGAGCUUCAGCCACCACUCCAACCUCCGCCGGCACCUGCGCAUCCACACGGGCGAGCGGCCCUACCAGUGCACCGAGUGCGAGAAGAGCUUCACCCGCAACCAGUACCUGGUGGAGCAUCGGCGCAUGCACGCCGGCGAGCGGCCCUACCCCUGCGCCCAGUGCGGCAAGAGCUUCCGCUACAAGCGCUCGCUCUACUACCACCAGAACAGCCACGCGGGCAAGGGCUUCCCCCCGCCGGGCCUGCUGGACCCUGGGCCGGACGUGGGCCCUGUGGUACUGAAGGACAAGCCCUGCUUCCAGGCUGGACAUGGCUCCAUAGGGCUGAGGACAAUUCUGGCUUUGAUCCAGAAGGGGGCAGUUGCUUUUCACCAGCACUAUGUGAUCACCAUGGAGGUGCCCAACCAGAAGAGUUACCAGCUGGUGGUGAGCUCCAUCUCACACCUCACCAGACAGGGGCCGGAGAAGGCUUUCCUAAGUUGGCUUGAGACCUCAGCUCUCACUUUCUGUCCUUGCAUGCAGGUGCAGCAAUGGGACAUGGAGUCCCCUCGCUCGGCUCCUUGGCAGCCCCACGUUGACCCCAGGCGAACGGCUGUAGGAGGAACCCAGCUGCAAACGGCCGAGAUCUCCCUGUGGACAGUAGUGGCUGCCAUUCAAGCCCUGGAGAGGAGGGUGGAUUCCCAUGCCUCCCAGUUACUGAGUCUGGAGGGGAGGACCGGCACAGCGGAGAAGAAAAUAUCUGACGCGGAGAAAGGAAUGACGGAGUUUAGUAACCAGUUGGCCGUGCUGGGGACGCUGAUCCAGGAGUACGGGCUGCUGCAGCGGCGCCUGGAGAACAUGGAGAACCUGCUGAAGAACAGGAACUUCUGGAUCCUGAGGCUGCCCCCAGGCACUAAGGGAGAAGUCCCCAAGGUGCCUGUGACGUUCGACGACGUCUCCGUCUACUUCUCCGAGCAGGAGUGGGGGAAUCUGGACGAUUGGCAGAAGGAUCUUUACAAGAAUGUGAUGAAAGGCAACUACGAGUCAUUGAUCUCGCUGGACUACGCCAUCUCCAAACCAGACCUUCUGUCCCGGAUCGAACGGGGGGAGGAGCCGUGGGGAGGGGAGCAGGAGAACGCUGAAGAGAGAGAGAUCCCGAUGGAGCCCAGCUCAGAGCCGCGGAGCCUUCCGCAUGACGCGGGCCCUUGGGUCAAACAAGAGAAGCAGGACGUCGGGGGCCAGUGGGAGUCAGAGGAGAGAGCGUUCUCGACAGAGCCCCGCCCAGCCGACGAGGUUGGAAUUGAAGCCGAGGAGGGAAUCCCGGUGAGCCUGGAGCUGUACGCCACGGUGCCCAGGCGCCCCGAAGACCAGUCCUCCUGCCAGGAGCCGAUCUGUGACGAUCAGGACGGCGUCAGCAUCCCGGGGAAAUAUCCCGAUGGGACCAGCCUGGAGGGGUUGGCUAUGGGGGACAGAGACUUCGGGAACUUCACCACGAUCAUCGUCCAGGAGGAGAGCCUUCCCGGCGAGGCGCCGUACAUCUGUUCCGAAUGCGGGAAAAGCUUCCUCUACGAGCAGCAAUGCGUGCUGCACCAGCGGAUCCACGACAGGGCCCAGGCGCCUCCCGAGGGCAGGGAGCGCUUCGAGCAGAGCCACCCUCUCCAGCCCUGCCCGCGGAGCCCGCCGGGGGAGAGACUCUAUAGCUGCCCCGAGUGCGAGCAGAGCUUCUCUCACAAGUCGAGCCUCAGCAGGCACCAGCUGUCCCAUGCCGGGGACCGGCCGCACACCUGCGCGGAGUGCCAGAAGAGCUUCCGGCUAAAGAUCAACCUCAUGCUACACCAGCGGAGUCAUGCCGGGAAGAGCCGGGGCUUGUAUAUCUGCAGCGAAUGCGGGAGGGGUUUCAACCACCACUCCAACUUCAUUAGGCACCAGAUGAUCCACACCGGGGAGAGGCCCUACGGCUGCACCGAAUGUGGGAAAACCUUCAUGCGGAAGGAGCAUCUCCUGACCCACCGGCGCCUGCACACGGGCGAGCGGCCCUACCAGUGCCCCGAGUGCCGGAAGAGCUUCACCCGCAAGCAGCACCUGGUGGGACAUCAGCGCAUCCACGUGGGGGAGAAGCUCUGGGGGCCGGCGGCGGCGCGGGAACGCUCGCCCGAGCGGCCGGGCAAAGCGCGCAAGGGGGAGCCGGUCUCCAAGCAUUCGGUGCACAAGGAGUUCCCCCCGUAGGCGCUCUGUUAAACGCUGCCAGGCAUCUCUGGCUGGGGAUCACAAGGCAUCCGAGCAAGGGAGCGAGACCAAGUCAUUGGGUGACAACUGGGGAAGUAAACUUUAGCAGGAUGGUCUGUGGAGAGCGGUGGGAGGUCGUUGCUUUGUGAACACUCGAGUCUAUUCCCACCAUGGCAAAAACCAGCAAGGCGGCCUCAGUGCUCCAUGGGAAGCUUCUUGUGCUCUUCCUGUGUUUCUCUUGCGACUGGAUGACACUUAACGGGACCUCACAAGGCUGCUACUAAUCUGUGAGCAUCGGGAAAUCUGGAGAAAUGUACAUGAGCCCAUUGAAGCAACAGACACUUGGAGGGACGUUUUCAGCAGUGCCUGAGUGACACCGUCAACCUGUGGAACUCCUUGCCAGAGGAUGUUGUGAAGACCAGGGCUUUAGCAGGGUUCAAUAAAGAGCUAGAUAGAUU